UGCGCCCAGCCGGCCCCGUGGCAGGAGCGGUGCUAAGCAGGGGUGGGGUAGCCCAGCUCGAGGACCGGGAGUCCCGGAGGGAGCCGGGCGCCCAGCGGAGGGCGGGGAAGCGGCGCCGAAGUUUGCCUCGGACUCGCCGGGCGUGCGCGGCCCCCUUCGCGAGGUUUAUUUUCUUGAAAACGCUCCAGGCCUCGGCUUGGAAAAUCCAACCGCCAAAAUUGAGCCCAGCAGCUGGAGCGGCAGCGAGAGCCCUGCCGAAAACAUGGAAAGGAUGAGUGACUCUGCAGAUAAGCCAAUUGACAACGAUGCUGAAGGGGUCUGGAGUCCUGACAUUGAGCAGAGCUUUCAGGAAGCCUUGGCUAUCUAUCCACCAUGUGGAAGGAGGAAAAUCAUCUUAUCAGACGAAGGCAAGAUGUAUGGUAGGAAUGAAUUGAUAGCCAGAUACAUCAAACUCAGGACAGGGAAGACGAGGACCAGAAAACAGGUGUCUAGUCAUAUACAGGUCUUAGCAAGAAAGAAAGUUCGAGAAAUUCAAGCCGCCAUUAAGGUGUCUAGUCACAUUCAGGUUCUUGCCAGAAGGAAAUCUCGUGAUUUUCAUUCCAAGCUAAAGGUGACAAGCAUGGAUCAGACCGCAAAGGAUAAGGCCCUUCAGCACAUGGCCGCCAUGUCGUCCGCCCAGAUCGUCUCGGCCACGGCCAUUCACAACAAGCUGGGGCUGCCUGGGAUCCCGCGCCCCACCUUCCCAGGGGCGCCUGGGUUCUGGCCGGGAAUGAUACAAACCGGGCAGCCAGGAUCCUCACAAGACGUCAAGCCUUUUGUACAGCAGGCGUACCCCAUCCAGCCAGCGGUCACAGCCCCCAUUCCAGGGUUUGAGCCUGCGUCAGCCCCAGCUCCCUCGGUCCCUGCCUGGCAGGGCCGCUCCAUUGGCACAACCAAACUUCGCCUGGUGGAAUUCUCCGCUUUCCUUGAACAGCAGCGAGACCCAGACUCGUACAACAAACACCUCUUCGUGCACAUUGGGCAUGCCAACCAUUCUUACAGUGACCCAUUGCUCGAAUCAGUGGACAUUCGUCAGAUUUAUGACAAAUUUCCUGAAAAGAAAGGUGGCUUAAAGGAACUGUUCGGAAAGGGCCCUCAAAAUGCCUUCUUCCUCGUAAAAUUCUGGGCCGAUUUAAACUGCAAUAUUCAAGAUGACGCCGGGGCUUUCUAUGGUGUAACCAGUCAGUAUGAGAGUUCGGAAAAUAUGACAGUCACCUGUUCCACCAAAGUCUGCUCCUUUGGGAAGCAAGUAGUAGAAAAAGUAGAGACGGAGUAUGCAAGGUUUGAGAAUGGCCGAUUUGUAUACCGAAUAAACCGCUCCCCGAUGUGUGAAUAUAUGAUCAACUUCAUCCACAAGCUCAAACACUUACCAGAGAAAUAUAUGAUGAAUAGUGUUUUGGAAAACUUCACAAUUUUAUUGGUGGUAACAAACAGGGAUACACAAGAAACCCUCCUCUGCAUGGCCUGCGUAUUCGAAGUUUCAAAUAGUGAACAUGGAGCACAACAUCAUAUUUACAGGCUUGUGAAGGACUGAACGUGGUUAUUUAUAUAGAGAGAUACCUGUAUAUACACACACACCUGUGCGCACACACACACUCUCUCCAUUACCGACUGACUGUAACCCUCACCACGCAGGGGUGGUGCCCGGCCCUGAGGCCCCCCGACUUUUCUAAAUCCUGUUUGAGUGAAGUCCUUGUUUCCAUGUGUUCAUAACUAUUGUCAUAGCUGUGAAGUUCUGGUACAGUUGUGAAAAGAGAAUCGAGUCGUUGCUUUCUGAUCCUCAGAUCUGCAGCCCACCGUCCCUCGGGAGAGGUGAACCUCAGACCCCGCGCCUCUGUCCGCAGAGGCCUGCUCCGAAUUGUGGUAGGAAAUACUCAGACAGAGCAUUGGCCAUGGGACAUUUACAGCCUUUAUACAAAUGUAUUUAGUUCUUUUUUUUUUCCAACAUAAAAUUCUUGUUUUAAGAUACAAGUAAAAUUAAUCUUUAAAUAUAAAUGUAAAUUAGUACACAAAACUAAGAAUCUUUAGACUUAUCUUUGUAACUAAUUAGGGUGGAAGUUAUGAAAGAAUGUAAUUCACUAAAUUAUUUUUUAAAUGAAACUUUUCUUUCUUUUUGAAACCAAAUGUUAAGAUAUAGCCUUAAGAAAUCCUUGGUAGAAAUACCCUAAUGAGACAAAUUUGUAUCUUUUUCACAAGGGUAAAACUAAUCUCCUAAUCCAUUAAACUCUUGAACAGGUAUUACAAAGGAAGAAAACUUCACCCCUUAUCCUUAACAUAUAUAGUAUAUUUAAAAAUAUAAAAGUGUAUUGUACUAAUGUGAUAAUUGAUUAUUUAAUGAAAAAGAAAGGAUGGCUUUUUUUGCAAUAAGUAGAUAAAUACUGAAAAUCUAAACUUAAACAAUGUUUAUAGUCUUAUGUGUGCAGUUAUAUUUUAUAUGGACAACCAAAUUUUUUUAUUCAGAUGAGUAAAUAUUUGAACCGCUGAAAUUUACUAACAGACAAUUGAAAUUGGCAUGAAUACUGCACUGUGAGCUGCAAAGUACAGAAAAUCCUGUGGCUGGGAGAAAAUUUCAUCAACCGGACCAGUGAAAGGCUCAUCAGUCUUAGCACCUCUGCUCCCUGGAAACCAGCAAUCACCCUCACCAGCCUACAGAUGCAUUGCUUAUUUCUGGUGAUCCAGUAUGCAUGUUAACCUGCUAUAACUACACACACGUGUGUGUGUGUAAACAUACGCACACAUGUGUAGUUGUUUAACCUGUAUUUAUGGCACACCUAGUCAGUGUCACGAAGUUUGCUAGGUGCUGAUUUCUGUGUAUAUUUCGAUCUGUUUCUGUAGAUCUAGAUGUAUUCUCCAAGGACACCCACUUUCUUGUCACCUCUCAGUAAGUCACAGUACUUGAUUGAGGUUUAAGAGGCCCAGCUCUCUAUCUGUGACCUCUCAAACAGGCUCAUUUGGGAGGUUGCCUCCCCAGAAGAGAUCAGCCUUCCAACCCAAAUAUUCCCGAGUGUGGGCCAGGCAGACUUGGUGUCCCGCAGCCACGGAGUGGUCCUUAGGUCCCGCCGUAGAGCUUCCCUGGAAGUGCCCUCAAGCACACACCCCCGACUUCCCUGAAGAAAGGGGCAUUUUUAUCGUUGUUGGGAAUGUGUUAACCCAAUAGAAUGUGAAGUAAGUUAUAUAAGAUGUGACAUAUCGAGACCUUUCCAUCAAGCCAGAAGAUCCUCGUCCGGUCACAUGCAGGUAACUUAGACACACCCUCUCCUGUCUCUCCGCCUGCUCUGACCCGGCCUGCACACUGGUUCGAGUCCAGUGGUCCCAAGCCUGAGGGUAUGACGGGUUCGAGGCAAGCAGAACACCGGCCCAAGCCAGGCCCCUUCCAGACUCAUACCCCUGGUUACUGGGAAGGCCAGAGGAGAAGGUGCAAACUUUUCCCCUUUUGGAGUGGAUAUUCUUACGGAAAUCAGAAGGAAGGUGUCCAUUUCCCUCCAUCAAGAGACUACCUUUUGUUCCCUGAUCCCAGCUGGGCCCUCAAAGGAUUGCCCCAGUUGUCUGCUCUUCCAUCUGGUCUUCAGCCCGAGCAUUUAAGCUUCUUCUGUUGGUCAUCUGUCUUGGGGAUGUUGCUUUUGCUCCUGUCUCUUGCCUCUCUCCUCAAGGGACCCUCCACUCUUCCAGGAGCAGGACCCUAGAACUGGAAGCGUGCAGAUGAUGUGUGUAGCUCAAAGCCAGGCCAUCCCAGAACUUCAGGGGGGAAGGUAUCUGGGUCACGCUCCCACCCGGGCACAGGGCUCUGCUGUGCUGCCAGGAGAGCUCUUGGGAUUUACUUGUCGCAGCACAAAUAGACUGAGACCCAAGAAGACCCACCGAGGGUGAGGGUAGUUCCAUGGGUGGCGGAGAAGGCUGUGCGCUGGUCUGCUGACUCCCAGAGUCAGGCUGGGCCCCGACGCCUGGCUGCCAGGCCCUUCAUCCGGACUCUCUGUGCUUGAGUGGGGUGGGUUUACUUAAACUACCCCAAGGAUAGCUUUUUGCUCUUAAAUUUCUUGCUCUAAGAUUUUUUUUUAAGUUACUUCUUGUUCUUCUCAAAUUUUCUCCAAAACAGGUAUUUUUCCCCAUCUUGUCCACUGGUCCAGUCACCCAAACUCUGGGCCCUCUCUCUGUCUCUCCUGAAUUAGACCUGGGUGGCAUUUGUUUAACAUCAACUCCAUGUCUGCCUGUGGUCUUUCACCCUUUAUGGCAGAGUCUUCCCCCUUUGUCUGUAAAGCUUUAUAGACUAUAGAGAAGACUUUCCAAAGCUCUUUCCUCACUGCUGGCCCCCAGGUGCUGUAUCUCCUGGUCACUCGCCACUACCAGGUUUGAUUCAGGGACAUCACAGGAGAUGCUUUUCACAGGAGAAUCGGGAGGCCAAUUUUCCACUCCCUACACAGGGAGUAGCUGAAAAACGGGGUUCUGGUCUGUUGGCAUAAUCUUUCCCACCUUAGCAAGAGACCUACACUAAAAUCAGGACUUCUUCCAGAACAUGUCCUAGAAUUCCAGAUCGCCCAAGCUGCCUGGGACCCGUGUCAGCCUCGACACUGUGGAUGUGUUACACCAGGAAGUUCUUUGUCACAGGGACUGUCCUGUGCAUUCAUUACAGGAGGUUUGGCAGCAUCCCCGGCCUCUGCUCACUAGACACCAGUAGGACUCUUCCCUCCGCUGUCACUCCCCCAGAUGUCUUCAGACACUGCCAGGUGUCCCUGAGGCACAAAAUCUCCCCCAGCUGAGGACCACUGCCCUAAGUCACACAGGUCACAGAUACCUUGUUUGAGAGUUUCUUUUUCCUUCCACUUCACCCCAAGAUAGCAUCUCUGCUUUUGUCAGUGAUCAAGUGACAUCGCACAAGUGACGUAGUGUCCACAUUUCUUUGUUUCAGAACUUCUCCUUUACGACCCAGUCUCUCUUGCCUCUAAUAUCUUUUCCCUCGUACCGGGGGGAGCUGGGAACGGCUGGUCACCACUAUUCCUGUGGUCAGCUCACUCCUAUUUAAAAAGCAUUUUUAUUUUGACCUUCAAUCCUUAGUUUACUGGGUUUAAAAAAACAGCUUAUUUUCAUUAUUUCUCAUAAGCUCAUGAGUCUCAUUAUCAAACCUUUAAUUGUUUCUGUAAAUUUCCUCUGGUCUUCUUCUACUUCUCUGCCUUACACUCAGUGCUGUUUGUAUUUAUGGAAACCUCUGGAAUGUCUUCUCAUCUUUAGGGAUGGAGGAGAGAGGGAUCAGUUCCAGAAGAAGGCUGAUAGGACUUUUUCUUUAUCGAGCUAAAAGAGCACAGUCUCCUCUCCUUCCCUGUGUAAGCAAUAAGGUUGAGGCUCAGAGAGGAGAGGACUUGCCCAAAGCCACCCAGCUCGGUUAGUGACAGAAUAAGGGUGAGGCUCCGGCACUCCUGCCACUUAACCCCUGGUCCCUCUGGUGGAGGCGGUUCCUCUGUGGUGCUCAUGCCAAAUGACCCUGCAGAUGCGUGGGUGGCGUCUGCUCAGAGGAGAGGGAGACGGAGAACUGGCGAGUCUUGUCCAGCCGGAGCUAUUGGAGGCAUUUGCAAGCAGAUGUGAAAACUGAUGAGCCUUUUCACUUCCUCGGAGGACAGUUCACCUGCCACAGUCAAAGUUCUAAUAGCCAGGCAUCCCGGCAGCCAAGUCUCAUGCUCAGACCAGCUAAAAAAAGGCCUGCUCCAAGCACUUGGUGUUACAGUUACCCGAGUGACUUUAAAACCUGAGUCACUAGGUUUCAAUACUGCAGUGGCUUUAGCAGUUUGUUUUUCUUUUUGUAUAACAGUAAAUUAUUUAAAUCAUGAGACUACAGUCAGUUUUACGAACCAGGUACAUAUGAUCUGUAUGAUUUUGUCUAUGCUCUGGUACACCACACUUAUCCUCACAAAGGCUAGAACCAACUUUGUUGGUGUUCGCACCUGUGACGUGAAGGGGCCGUGUCUGCAUUGCUCAUUUCUGUCGCUGUCGCUGUGGCAAAGCCCUGCACAUGUUGUUUCUGAAAAGCCUUAAAUCUUUGAGAUGUCACGUGUAGGGUGUGCAGUGCACAAGGCUGCCUCGGAACUGUGAGCCCUUUUGUAAGCUGGAAGCAUUUCUCUUACUACUGUUACUUUUUUAGGGAGUUUUAAAUUUAGAGCUGCCAAAGCAUCCCAGUAAGCAGUGCCUUAGUGAUACCUUAGUCGUGCCGCCAGCCUCCUCUGACACCUGUUCCCAGUGCCCAUCCACUGAUUGGCCCCAUAUUUAACACAGAACAUGCAAAAAUCGUUUGCAUUUUGUUUAGGAAGCCCAUUUUUCUCCAGUUCUAUAAGAAGCUGACUGUUUGGUCCCAAAUCUGAAACCAAACGCACGUCAGUUCUUUGACCAGACUUUCAAAUGCAUAUACCAAACAAAAGGGUUUGCAUCUUCAUAGUUGACUAUGAUAAGCAAGUUGUACUUUCAAUGUUGCCUUUUAAAUUCACGACCAAAUACUUAGCUAUUUGUGACUCUUCUGCACUCUAGCAUGAAAGUGCCUUUGGUUUGAGAUUCCAGCUUAGAAAAGUGCUGCCAUAAUAAUGAUAAUUUGUAGAGAGACCAAAAAUAUUUUGAGAUCACCGUAAUGCCUUUGGUUCACCGGGAUGAGUCACCAACCACAGGCCUCUGUGCGCUUGCGCACCACGUGGACCCCCCGCCUGCGGCAAGUCCGUCUGCAGUGGGAGAGCCCCCGCCACCGCUGCCAGGAGCACACUGCAGCCGGAGCGCCCCCAGGAACUGGUGUGUGUGUGCGCGCGCCGACGACCCAGCAUGUCGUCUCCGCUUGUCACCCGGCCCUGCACCCCCACAAGCAACAGACUCUCGGCCGGUAGACAGGCCGGUGGACAGAUCGGCCCUCCUCCUGACGUCCGAGCGCGGUCUCUGCGGAGGUUGCUUUCCCGGUCAGACGACCAUGCACACCUAACCUGGUUCAUGCAGUGACACCGUGUUGGAAGUUGGAAGCCUCAAGCUGAGAUGACAGUGCAGAACAAAAACGAGUUAGGGUCAUGACAAUUAAAGUGUUCUUCUUAGAGCGGAGUGUGGACUCGGAGUGUCUCAGAUGACUGUGCUGUGAGAAACUUCCAAAGAGCACCAUUCACGAUUUGGCUUUUUCCAAGAAUGUUCCAGCCCUCAAGGGGGCAGUUCUGUAAAGUCCUUGUUGGCUUUUAUUAAAACCUUGUGUAAACUGGGAAAGCAGAGAGAGGUAAGGAAAAGCAGUGAGAAAGACAAGAAAGCAAAACACCAGCCAAACAAGCCAAGGGAAAAAGAUUUUUCUUUACCCGUAUAGACUUCAAAAUGACAUUAGACACCUUUGAAAGUUUAGCCUCUGAACUCUUAACGCCUAUGUUCCCAUCCGUCUCUACCUGGUGUCUUUAUGAAUACCCUCUCUGGGCUCUGAAAUUUCAGGAGUGCUUUCUAUCCACACCAAGUUCUAAGUAUUUAUAGGCAUUUCUACAAGAAAAAAAAUCCAGUGAAAAGGAAAUUGCUCCACACAAGUUGUGGUCAGCUGCUUGGAUUCAGCCCCUCCCCCUCCGUGCACUUUACCACAACUUGGAAGAAAUGCAUCCAAUACGUGUUUCCGCUGCCCCUUUCAGCUGUUGCUGGGCUCGGUUUGGCAAGUUUCCUUUCAGAAACGCGUUGCUUAGACUGUUAAGAAUGAAGGUUUUGUGUUUAAAAUUUAUUGCAUCGCAAAGGAUGGUUUCACUGAAGUCAUGCACCAUUCAGUAAGAUGAAAUAUUUGUAUUUAUUGUUCUGCUUCUUACGCCGUAACCUGUUUUAUUCUCCGAAUUUGCAUGUGGUCAGUCACAUGCCAUGCCACAUUUUCAUGUUUGGGACAGCACUGAUGUUCCCCACUCGCCCAUCUGUCAAAGGGGUCAGAUUCCAGCAGAUUCCACCUGUCAGGGGGGCUCCUGUCUGGCUUCCAUCAUGAGAUAAAUUUCUCCUUCCCCCAUUUCUUUAAAAGAAGCAGACAGAAUCUAGGUGUAAAUCGAUUGGAAACCAGUCUAAUUUUCUUUUAUUUUUUUCGCAUCAGUCAUUUUCUCUGAUUAGUUUCACUGUGUAAAUUAGAUAUUAACUGCACUUCUUUAAAGAAAAAUCUCCCUCUUACCUCCUUGAUUCACUUCUGUAGGCCUUUUUUCAAUAGGCUCAUGACUGCAGAUAAAGGAAAAAAAGUAAAAACAAAAACAGUAUGUGCCUGAAAAACGACAAAAAAAAAUUUUGUAACAUUGAAAAAAACCUGAAUAGCCUUUAAUUCUUUAAUAUGCUUAAAUGUUCUGUACAUCGGUUUCUGCCACGUGUGUUUGUUGCCAUUCUGAAUGACUUCAUGGGAUUCUCACAGUCUGCGUCUUCAUGUCCCUUGUAUAAAAUGGGCUUGUGAUGUACGCGUUUCAUCUGCUUGGUGGUUCCUUUGAUAUUGUACUGCUGCUGGGAGUGGGCUGUGCAACCCACCCUCGGUCACGAGGUUCCGGGUGGGUAGACUGGAGAGUUUGGGGGGCGGGGGGAUAAAUUCUCACACACGUUUUCUUAACCUAUUUGCAGAAAUUCAAGGCAUUUGGUUAACCCUCUUGGCAGUACAGUAUUCUCGUAUUUGUUAAUGUCUGUGUUUAGGUACUGGUACCUUUUUUGUUUAAAAAUGUUCUAAGUGUUGGCUUUAAAGUGAAUUUAUCUUUAGUAUGAUAGUUAUAUGAAAAUUAUAGGGUUUGUGUGCAGAGAAUUUUUUUAUAAAGUGCUUUGUAAAAAAAAUGUAUUCUAGCUUUUGCGGUACAUAUGUGUGAUAACUUUAAUAUCCAUGACAGUUAAGUGCAAUUAUUUCAUCACUCUAAAAAUGCUAUUUUUGUGUCAGUUCCUGCAGGUGUUUUCAUGUCUUUGCAAAGUGACACAUUUUGAUGCCUUCUUGAUAAAGUGGUAGACAUUUUGUAGCUUUCUAGAAACUUUGUAUUCAUACGGUAUCAAUGAAAAAUAAAGAAAAUGAAAGUGUGGGUCA
Artibeus jamaicensis (Jamaican fruit-eating bat) is the source of this 9040-nucleotide messenger RNA. It is a transcript of the gene TEAD1, whose product is annotated as TEA domain transcription factor 1. NCBI's taxonomy places the organism in Eukaryota, Metazoa, Chordata, Mammalia, Chiroptera, Phyllostomidae. The transcript has 14 exons. Gene Ontology annotation, cellular component: transcription regulator complex. Bases 263 to 1573 code for a protein of 436 amino acids. The record is from RefSeq and is a predicted model, not a curated record. Gene Ontology annotation, biological process: regulation of transcription by RNA polymerase II; embryonic organ development; hippo signaling. Gene Ontology annotation, molecular function: RNA polymerase II cis-regulatory region sequence-specific DNA binding; DNA-binding transcription factor activity, RNA polymerase II-specific.